GACUUGCCCGCCCGAGUCGGUCGCGUACUCAUGAUCCAGACACAUCCGGCCAGAUGAGCUUGGGCUGCGAUGCACCAAAAUCCAACUGGAUCUGACCAUGACCCCAACCCAAUCUCGUCUCUCUCUUCAUCGCCACCAACCUUCAUCACCUUCAUUCAUUCACCCACCCCAUCACUGAACCAUCAUCCCCGACUCAUUUCUCCAUCGCGCCGUCACCCUUUCCUCGCCCUGUCAUCAAACAAUGCCGUCAACCCCUUGAAUGGUUCAUUUUUGGUGACACCACCAAAGCCAUCCCAGCACGACCUCGACCAAAUCUUCAACCGCGCGACCGACAAACUCGUAACACAUUGGCAGUGACUGUUGCCAAACAGACCUUUUCCUCGCCAACCAAAUUCUAGACCAGACCUGUUGUUAGGCGAUGGGGACUGCGGGCGACCGAGACAGGUAAAAAUUUCGACAACAGGCGGGUGAUUCACCACAAAGCCUCUUGUAGAGGGAAACACCCCACAAAUAGCUAUAUCUCAAAGACGCCAAACCAAAGCCCGUAAGCAAGUCAUCGCCAACAAUGUCGGGAUCAACACCCUACACUGCUCGUUCGCCAACGCAGUCAAAUCAGUACCCACCCUACUCACCAACCCACCCAUCUCGCCCCUACUACGGACAUGAACCCUAUCAAAUAUCUCCUCAUAACAUCCUCCAAACUCCUCCUCCGUUCGCCCCUGUUUCCCUCGUACAAAGUCCACACCAUCCCAGGCCACCAAGUUUGGCUUCACCCUUGGCCGCAGCAAACCCUUUACCACCUCCUCCACCCGCGCCUCUAGGCGUUGGACCUCCUUAUCAACCACUCACUUCUAGUCCACCCUACAAUCUGCAAAGAUCAUAUUCAGGACAUUUGGUCCACCAGAGCAUGCCUGCGUUUGACGGCACUCCCACUCACGCGCAUCCCUCUGGUCAAACCAGUCCUGUUUUGCAGUCUCCUCUAAGAGAACAUCAUGCUGUGACCAACGGAAGGGCUACUGAAACAUCGACAUCAGACUCUCGCCCUCAAUCGAAAGAGAAAUCCGAUAGGGCAAGCAAUCCAAUGUCUUUCGCGAGUAUCCUCGGACCAUCCAACAACGACCCUUCCCCGAAAGCUUCGGAACCUCCCAAGCUAUCUCGACCAGUCACUCCUCCAACAAAGCCCGUGGACGACAUCAAACCUGCCACGACCACAAGGCCUUUGACGCCUGAGCCUCCUCGCAUUACUACCUCGCGUCCUUUUAUCAAUGGCGACUCAAAGCCGCACGCCAAGAUCCAUACCAGGACAUCAAAGCAAAACUUACACGUCGCGCCAAUGAAGCCACGCAAAGUUGCCACAGAUGCUGAAGCCGACAGGAUCAUCAAGUUCAUGGCAACCAUUGAGGAUCAAGAUCUGAGCGACCUCGAAGAUCCCAAGUUCCGCGAGAUGGAAGAGCAUUACAAGCGCACCAGCUUGAAAAGAGCCGCCGACAUUGAAGAGGCAGAAUCAGUCAAGCGCAAGCGUCGUCGAACGUUUUAUCUCGACAGCCUGAUAAAGUCCUUUGACCAUCACGCCAUUAAUUCACAGCACCGCUUCCGAGAGCGAUUUGAGCCCAUCGCCGCCAAAGAGAUCGCCGAUAAAGAUCAUCAAAGCGAAAAGGAGAGAAAGAAAGACAUGCAAAGAAAACGUCGUCGGGAACAACAGCUUCGCAAUGAGACUAUUAAGUUGGAAGAACUUGAGCAGCGCGCCCGGGAUGCUGAGGAUCAAGAAGAGGCACAGAAGUUUCUCCGACAAGCUGAAAAAUCCCAACAGCGGAUUCGACAAACUUUCGAGUUGCUUGAGGGUGUGCCUGCGCAGGACGACAUUGAAGUUCCUGCACCUGCUCCCAACUACGAAGGAGGUAUCACCUCAUCGUUCCAACUCGGUUCACCAGAACCUGGUGAACCUCCCAAGAAGAAGUCAAAGAAGGAUGGAACUGCCGCUCGACCUAAGAAAUCGAAGGCCCAGAAACAGGCCGAAAAGGACUCGGCAGAAGCUGCAUAUGCUGCGAUGAACGCGGACACAGAUCAAUCACCGUCACUUGUCGCGAUCGCGCCACGGGAAGAUGUCAAGGGCCCCACCAUCUCCAUCAAGUUGAAGAAAACUAAAGAGCCCAAAGAGCCCAAAGAGCCCAAAGAGCCCAAGGAGAGUAAAGAGGCUGCUGCGCUUCCGGCAGGCAUCAAUUAUGAAUCCAAAGGCUACAACCAGAUAUAUGAGCAGAUCUGGAGGGAUAUGGCUCGCAAGGACAUUCCCAAAGUCUACCGCCUCAAGCAAGUCUCUCACGGCACCAGACAGGAGAACCUUCGCAAGACAGUUCUAUUGGCUAGCAAACAAGCCCGGAAAUGGCAGGAGCGGACCAAUAAGAGCAUGAAGGAUGUUCAAGCCAGAGCCAAACGAGUCAUGCGUGAGAUGAUGUCGUUCUGGAAAAGAAACGAACGUGAAGAGCGUGACCUUCGGCGCAUGGCUGAACGCAAGGAGAUCGAGGACGCGAAGAAAGCUGAGGCCGAUCGAGAAGCCAACAGACAGAAGCGGAAGCUCAACUUUCUCAUCUCGCAAACCGAGAUCUAUUCGCACUUCAUCGGCCGUAAAAUCAAGACGGAUGAGAUUGAACGUGCGACGGACGACCCAGAAUUGGCUGCUGCUGGACCAAAAUCGCCGCCAAAGGCCAACAACUCCCACCUCGACGAUAUGUCGACGUCCGACGAGCACGGCAAUCACAAGGUCACCAAUUUCGAGGACCUCGAUUUCGAUGCUGAAGAUGAUUCAGAAUUACGCAAAGCUGCCAUGGCAAACGCCGCAUCAGCGCUGCAGGAUGCACAAGACAAGGCUAGAAACUUCAAUGGGGAUGAUCCCAUGUCGGCGUUCGAUUCAAGUGACAUGAACUUCCAAAACCCUACAAUGGCAGGAGACGUCCAGGUGACGCAACCAAAGAUGCUACAAGCUCAGCUCAAGGAAUACCAGCUCAAGGGUCUAAACUGGCUGGUCAAUUUGUACGAGCAAGGUAUCAACGGUAUCCUGGCCGACGAGAUGGGUCUGGGAAAGACUGUACAAUCCAUCUCCGUCAUGGGCUACCUCGCCGAACAACACAACGUCUGGGGACCUUUCCUGGUCAUCGCCCCGGCCUCGACUUUGCACAAUUGGCAACAAGAAAUCACCAGAUUCGUUCCAGCCAUCAAAGUCUUACCCUACUGGGGAAGUGCUAAAGAUCGUAAGGUGUUGCGCAAGUUUUGGGAUCGCAAACAUGUCACCUACUCCAAAGAUUCCGAGUUCCAUGUUCUAGUCACAUCUUAUCAACUAGUCGUCCAAGACGCCCAGUAUUUCCAAAAGAUCCGAUGGCAGUACAUGAUUCUGGACGAAGCACAGGCCAUCAAGUCAUCCAGCAGCACACGUUGGAAGAUUCUCCUGGCCUUCCAAUGCCGCAAUCGCCUCUUGCUGACCGGUACGCCUAUCCAGAACAACAUGCAGGAGUUGUGGGCAUUACUCCAUUUCAUCAUGCCUACCCUUUUCGACUCCCACGACGAGUUCAGCGACUGGUUCUCCAAAGAUAUUGAAAGCCACGCCCAGAGUAACACGAAGCUGAAUCAAGAUCAACUCAAGCGAUUACACAUGAUUUUGAAACCCUUCAUGUUGCGUCGUGUCAAGGCACAUGUACAGAAAGAACUUGGAGACAAGGUCGAAAAGGAUGUUUUCUGCGAGCUUACCUACAGACAGCGAGCCUACUAUGCCAAUCUUCGAAGCAAGAUCAGUAUUAUGGACCUCAUCGAGAAGGCAACUGUCGGCGAUGAUCAAGAUACCGCAACACUGAUGAAUUUGGUCAUGCAGUUCCGAAAAGUGUGCAAUCAUCCAGAUCUGUUUGAACGCGCCGACACGACGUCACCUUUUUCCAUGUCGUACUUUGCAGAGACUGCAUCCUUCCUACGCGAGGGCUCAUUCGUUCAGGUUGGCUACUCUGUGCGCAAUCAAAUCGGCUACGACCUACCACGCAUCCUUUGCAAUGAUGUCGGAAGACUCGAUAUUGCAGGCCCGAACAAUACUGCGGCCGGCUUCAAACAGGCCGGUUACAAGGUGGACGGUCUGGGUGGCCUAAUGCGCAUCUGGACUCCGGAAAAUCUGAAGAAGUCUACUGAGGCCGACGGUGCAUUCUCUUUCCUUCGCUUCAUCGAUGAGUCUACAAGCCAAGCUUGCGCUCAGGCCAAUUCAGGCGUGUUUGAGCGUGCGAUGGAGCAGCGCACGCGGUCCCAGAAGCGGCCAGUUGCUGUUUUCGAGGACUCUGAAGAGCCAGUUCGCAACUAUGCUCUGUUCAACAUUGUGCAAAAUGGUCGAAGAAAUGCUUUGGCUGACCUUGACCCCAACUCCCACCUUGGCAGACUUUGCAACAUAUCCAAAGAUGCUUUGGCGGAAGGAGGGUUCUCGAUAUUUGAGCCUGCUGCCGUUCCUAAAGCCGUGGCACCGCCAAUCGAGAUCAGCUCCUUGGACCAGUCUGCAGCAUCUGAGCGCGCUCUGACGUUCUUCAACCCCCGUGUGAGGAAUCUCUUGUACCCGUUGGAUGAAGGCUUUGAGGAGAAUCUCUUGAACCAGGAUGUGGAUCCUGUGGAAUUCCCUCCUUCGGGACUCCUUCCCAAGGCUGAAUCUGAGAAGGCUAGGUUCACCAACAUUGGUGUGCCAUCGAUGCGACGAUUCGUGACGGACUCGGGCAAACUGGCGAAAUUGGACCAACUCCUUCGAGAAUUGAAGAACGGAGGUCACCGAGUGUUGUUGUACUUCCAGAUGACGAGGAUGAUCAACUUGAUGGAAGAAUAUCUAACCUACCGCAAUUACAAGUAUUGCAGACUGGACGGCAGUACCAAGCUCGAGGACCGUCGAGACACGGUGCAUGACUUCCAAACACGGCCAGAGAUCUUUAUCUUCUUGCUGUCUACGCGUGCUGGUGGUCUUGGAAUCAACUUGACUUCUGCAGACACUGUCAUUUUCUAUGAUUCGGACUGGAAUCCAACAAUUGAUUCACAAGCCAUGGAUCGAGCCCAUCGAUUGGGUCAAACCAAGCAAGUCACUGUCUACCGGUUGAUAACACGCGGUACCAUCGAAGAGCGGAUUCGAAAGCGAGCCAUGCAAAAGGAAGAAGUCCAGCGCGUGGUCAUCACUGGAGGGGACGGCGCAGGAGUCGACUUCAACACACGCGACCGGCGCGAGAACCGCACCAAAGAUAUCGCCAUGUGGCUCGCGGAUGACGACCAAGCCGCGCUCAUCGAACAGAAAGAAAAAGAACUGGCGGAAAAACCCGAAGAUGAAAGCAAGGUCAAGAGAACGAAAAAGGCUGCUGCAGCAGCAGCAGCUCGAAGACGCAAGGGUGAAAUGAGCUUGGACGACAUGUAUCACGAAGGCGAAGGACAUUUCGAAGACGCAUCAAACAAACCUUCCGGAGCAGCGACCCCCGUCAGUGUUGCCGAAACUCCAGUAACGAAAAAAGGGCGCGGUGUAUCCAAGAAAGCAAAAACUGCCAAACAACGUCUGGCAAUUGUAGAUGCCGAGGGUGAUUUGGGCAUGGGAGGAUGAUCAGAUGGAUUCCUGAGAGACCAGCUAUCCACCAACCCAGGCUUUCACCCCUUUUUAUUUUUUUGAAUUUCAAUGCACUGCACUAUAAAGUCAGGUGAAUUGAAACGGACGCGACACCUACCUAUCUAGUGUCAUUGCUGUCUGUCUGUCCAGCCGGGGAGGGGAUGGGAAUGCAAAGGAAUGAUUUCUGGAAGGGUUUUUUGGGGAUGUUGUAUUAUUAUUAUAGGAGGGAAAGACAAGACGGUGGUACCUAUUGCAAUGACAAUGGCGAUGGCUGGAUGGUGACGGAUACACACGACUGAACCGACACCGACACCGACACCGACACCGACACCGAC
Molecule: messenger RNA, 5928 nt
Organism: Exophiala mesophila
Lineage: Eukaryota; Fungi; Ascomycota; Eurotiomycetes; Chaetothyriales; Herpotrichiellaceae
Exons: 4
Coding region: 566-5590 (1674 amino acids)
Biological process (GO): chromatin remodeling; DNA repair; DNA-templated transcription
Cellular component (GO): nucleus; Ino80 complex
Molecular function (GO): DNA binding; ATP binding; ATP-dependent chromatin remodeler activity
Source: RefSeq, a predicted model, not a curated record